UCGCAAUUUUUUGUGGAGAGCAGCUAGCUGCUUACGAAACGACCGCCGUCGUACUAUCCUCCUUCCUUGUCAACGCUGGUUUGGCCAGGUUUCUGCAAGUCAAAGCUAUGCAUCCAGCAGCAAGCUUCCGUAAGAGUCCACGGUACGGCGUGUGGUGUUCCUUUCUCUCUACCUCCAAACUCCUCCCUCGCCUCAACUCGCACCUCGUCUUCCAGCUUUCGACCUCCGCUCGUCACACCAGAUCUUGUUAUCUGCUUUCCGUGCAACCUGUUCUCGCGUUCGUGGAACUUACGUCUAUCUCGCACCCUUGUUCCGCAAGCCUUUCCUCCGACCAUCAUGGCGCUGAAUCUGCCGCCGGACCUCUACCUUCGCUGCACGCUGCUGCUCGCCUUGCUUCUCUCGGCCACCAUCGUCCACGCCCGUACUAACGGGCUGGUAACCGCACGUGGCCUGUCACCAGUACCGCAAACUGCGGCCUCGUUUGUCACGGACCGGCGUCCGUCGUCCGUGGCUCGUCGCCUGCGUGAGCCAGCCGCCUUAGUAGCAACGCCGCCGCCGGAGGGGUCGGGCGUCAAGCUCGCACCCUCGCAAUGUGAGUUCGUACCCCGGUAUAAGUGCCCUGCUGUUUAUUGCGGGAAUUGGGUCUUGUAAAUUGGUUGCGUGCAUGGAAUUUCCUCCCUUUAUCCCUCAUUCUUGCCAUCUUCCGUUUCCCCCACACCCCCCACCACCCGCCAGCCCCAAAACGGUCCAUCCCCCCUUCGACCCUCCACCGCACCCUCACUCUUUCUCUCUUCUUUCGCCUUCCUCACUGAAUGCACCAAAGGCCAACCGUCCUCUCCUGUCGAAUCCUACCCUCGUCCGUUUCUUCCCUCCCCCCUCCCCUCCAAGGUUCAAAAUUACGGUUUUCGAAUAAUAAGGUCCGUAAAUUACGACCGUUUUUUUCGGGCAGUUCGGGAAAAAAACGGUGUAAUUUAAAUAGAGCACAUGGUUUUUUUUUUCCGAAGGGGAAUGGGUCCUAUGCGGUUUCAACGUCAACUGAAUGGUUAGUAAUGCUCCAUGAUUUCCUUGACAUCGCUGACUUAAAACACCUCCGACCUGUUUCCGGCGUAUUUAGACAGCGUCGCAGACAUGGGCAGGGCGGUGUCCCGCAUGUGGGAACACGUCCGCCGAGUUAGGGGCGAGGACGGCAAGGUCCUCCGAAUCGAAUGCCUCCAUUGCGAAUCGGCGCUUAGUAACAGUGCAACCAGGAUAGGCGAGCACCUAUACGGAACGCCCGCGACGAAAUUCAAGAACGUGGCUGAAUGCCAGUCGGAAUUCGCAGGAAUCUUCGCGCCACGGCCAAGGCGGAGCGCAGCUCUACCUGCUCCACAGCGGCGCCUGGCUCCGCAUCAAAGAUUGGGGGGGAACGGCAAAGCCGGCCUCGACAGCGCGACAUUCGCGACCUCGUUGACCCUAAGGCGCGCGACCACCUAGACUACCUAUGGGCAUGCGCGGUGGCAGAGAACGAUUGGUCGUUCUGGUCUUCAAGGUCCAAGGCCGUUCAGGCCUUUGUGGACGCUGCUGUCGCCUAUGGGAAGCCCUAUGACCUUCCCUCCGCAUACAAGGUCGGCGGCCCCUUGCUGAAGAGGCUGAAGGCCGACUCUGACGCGCUAGUCCAGCCCCUCAAGGAUACCUGGAAGACCGUGGGGUGCACCCUGUCGGUUGAUGGGUGGUCGGAUCUGAGGAGUAGGAGCCUCGUGUGUCUUAUUGCCCAGAACGACACGGCCCCUGUUCUGGUCGAGGUGGUGGACUCAAAAACCGCCAAGAAAACCGGAGUUUUCUUGGCGGGUUUGAUUAGAUCCGCCAUCUGCAAGAUCGGUGAUAGCUCGGUUGUCCAGGUUGUCAUGGACAACGCGAGCAAUAACCGAAGGGCGGCGCUGGAGUUGGCGGAUGGUUUUCCCCGGGUUUUCUUCACGAACUGCGCAGCCCACUGUCUGGAUCUUAUGCUCCAGGACUUGGGCGCGCUAGACAUCAUCGAGCAGGUGCUGUUUCAGGCACACCGCUGCGUGAUGCUCGUGAAGAACAGCUCGAGCGCUGUAACCCUCUUUCGAAAGGUGUUUAGUGAGCUCGAGCUGGUCCGCCCGGGGACUACCCGUUUCGGCACUCAGGUGAUAAUGAUAACCCGUUUUUUGGAGGUCAAGUCAGCCAUGAUGCGGAUGGUGAUCUCUGAGGAGUGGAAGGGGGUGGCCGUUUCCAAGACAAAGGAGGGGAAAAAUAUCAAGAAGCUACUGCUGGAGGACACCUUUUGGGAGGGGGUGGCGGCGGUCCUUGCCCUCAUGAAGCCGGUGUAUGAGGUGCUGAGGGCUGUCGACCGUAGAUCUCUGCUUAUGGGCAGGAUCUACGGCCUCAUGCUCGACGCGACGGUCAAGACAAACGCGGCUGCGGUUGCAGCGGAGACCUUUUUUCAAGUUUUGCUACGUUCAGUUUAAUGGGCGGCCUCCCUCGGCUCCGGCCAUCGGCGCUUUCACGGCCCUCCAAUUCUUAGAUCUUGAGAACAGCAACCUGCAUGGCUCCAUCCCUAAGGACGCGUUGAAGAACCUCACCUCCCUGCGAGAACUCAACCUGUCUCACAACCGUCUCAACGGCACUGUGGAGUUUCUUGGCUUCCUGCCCUCCUUGGAAUAUGUUGAUGUGAGCAACACUCAACUCAGUGGCGAGAUCCCUGCUUCCAUUGGCAGUGCCACCAACCUGUCACGCCUUGACGUGAGCAGCACCGGGUUGAGUGGCCAGAUUCCUGCUCCCCUUGGCAAUGCCAGCGGCCUUGUGCACCUUAACCUUGGUCUCAACAAUCUGAGUGGAAGCCUUCCGUCCAGUUUCAGUCGCCUCACUUCACUCUCCCACCUCUCUCUUGCGCAUCUCAACCUGGUUGGGCCAAUGGACGACCUCUCAUGUCUCUCCUCGCUCUCUGAACUCGAGCACCUCGACCUGGGCUUCCUGAGCUACACCAGCCAGCCAUCGUGGAUCGAGACGCUGUCCAGCCUCCAUCACUUGGAUGUGACUGCACCCUCCGGAUUCAACCGCUCUUCACCGUUCCCCUCGAAAUUAUUGACGUUCAAACGGCUGGAGGCACUGCUUGCAAGUGGCAAUGGUUUUUCAGGCUCUCUUCCCAGCGCCAUCUCUGCCCUCACCAACCUCAGCGCCUUGGAUCUCUCCUACAACCAACUCAGUGGUCCCAUGCCUGCUGCUGUGCCCAAAUCGGUCAACAAUCUCAACGUGUCCCACAACGUGGAGUCGUCCUUUCUGGCAUCUUCAGCCUCUCCUUGCUCCAAACCUUAUCAUUGGCCUACAACCAGUUCCAGGGAACUCUUCCCACACGUCUCAUGUCCUCUAAAAUCCUUCACCUUGACGUCAGCAGCAACCAGCUCACCGGCUCCCUGCCUGCCUCCAUUGCUCGUCUGCCCUCUCUGCAGCUCCUGAACAUCUCUGGCUCGGGGCUGACCUGCCCUGCAGACGGCAGCAAGUGUGUGGUGCAGCAGAGCAAUGCCACCAGCUUCUGCCGCCUCUGCUUCUCCUUCUGCUCCUCCUGCACGCCCGUCAAGUUGUCUGCUCCCACUGUAGCACCAGCAUCACCAGUCCCUCAGGCACCAUCUGCCCCCUCCCAGACUCCUGCCUCCUCUCCUCCCAAGCCUGCGUCUGGCCUUUCCAUGCCCUCUGCUGCUGCCGUCAGCCUCUCUGCUGCUGCUGCUGCUGUUGUUGCUGCUCUCGCUCUUCUUGCCUUCGGCAUGUGAAGAGCAUUACGCGCAUUUCCGCUUUUGGGGAAGUUCGGUGAAGAUGGUUGUGGGUUGAAGGGUUUAGGCGCACGUGUGCUUGGCAGAUUCGCAUUUGUAGGAAAUGGAGUGUGUUGUGACACGUUGGUGUUCUAUUUUCGAUGUGAGAAAGAAUGGUUGCUGAAACAAGGACAAGGACAGAGUUUGUAUAUACCGUAAUCCCCCGUAUAUAACACCCGCCGAAAUAGUCACUCCGCGGGUGGUUUAUGCGGGGGAGAGCUUAUGAUAGGGUGAAUUUAGGAGAGCACCUGCUUUUCGGGGGUUGCAUUUUACAUACCCUCCUCGUUUUAUG
Messenger RNA from Closterium sp. NIES-67, 4098 nucleotides. Lineage: Eukaryota; Viridiplantae; Streptophyta; Zygnematophyceae; Desmidiales; Closteriaceae. The record is from the annotation of a GenBank genome assembly.